AUGACAAGCCAUUUAAAUCCAGUAGUAACGGUAUCUCCGAUUAAGUAUCCUAUAUUGUCGUUAGAACCGCAAGAACAAUAUCGAAAUUCAUACUUUGGUGGGUUAUGCAAUAAGACGACUAAGCAAUCAAAAGAUUCAAUAUUGAAAAAGUUGCCGUCAAAUUUGGUAUCAGAAGUAUUCCAGCAUGUUGACCAGUUCGAUUUGGUUAACCUACUGCUAACAUGUAUGGAGUUUUACAGUAUUGCUGUUGAAAGGUUAUACAAAAGGGUAACAAUCAUUUUGAAUGCCGAAUACCCUGUCAGGUACAACAAAAAUUCACAAUUAUUCAUAGAGGAAAACGGAAUAAAGUAUAUGGACUCUGCAUUGAUCGUAUCCAUUGAAAAAUUGCUAACGUUCAUAAGAGUGCUUCAUAUGAACCCCUACCUCAUUCAGAAAGUCAAAUUCUUCGUUUUCGAUAAAUGCUACUCUGGCAAUUUAUUGAAACAGGGACAAGACUUAAGUCUUAUACAAUCGGAGAUAAUUGAAUUUUUUGGAAAGAAUUCGUAUGAAAUGAACUUCUUACAUAUUACUUUCGUGGAUUUCGUUACAGGCAUAGAGAAAUUGACUAAAUUCUUAGGUCAUGAAAACAUCAGAAAUAAAAUCUUCAAAUUGUUCGUGACAAGUUGUAAGGACUUAUAUAUGCCGAUAGUACCGCAAGGAUUAACAAAUUUGUUUCUUAUGUUAGAUGAGAUUGAAUUAAUGUCUAUUGACAAAUUUAAUCUAUUAAAUACUCCUUAUGAUGUUUUCAAUUCCUUAUUCACAUUAACCUGCAGUACGAAUAAUCAAUUUGGUUUAGAGAUAUUAAGAAAAAUCAGUUUAGUCAACAAUGAUGACGAAGAUUCGAAAUUAAAGUUGAAGGGAUUAACUGUUUUUCAUUGCCAUAACGAAAGUAUAACGUCAGAUGAAAAUGACAUAUUUAACUCGAUUAGUAAUAAUCAUAAGCAUGAUUUAGAAUACCAAAAUUACGUUAAAGAUAUGGAAAAGAGCCUACAGUUUAAGGUAAUAUCGGAUAAGAUUGAUUUGACCUAUUUAACCCACUUGUACCUAAAGAUAGACUGCAUCGAACGUAGGAAUUAUAAUUGUAAUUGCUUUUCGAAGUUCUUCAAAGAUUUGGCAGCUUAUCUGGUUUCAAGAAGGGGAUUACCAAACUUGAUUAGCUUUGAAUUAGAGUUGUUUCCAAAUCUAGAAUGGCUAAGACCUCAUCAAAUCUUAGAGAAUAUCUUGACACCAUUAGGGGGGUUUGUUAAGACUUUGAGUAAUUUAUCUAGAUUGACCAUAGACUUUUCUACCCCUGGAUUUAAAAUGUUUGACAGUAGUAUGGGUAUGUCAAGUUUGGUAUUAAAUAAACUAAAUGAAAGAUUAAUGGAAGCAUUUUUCCUUUGUUUUUUUACGUCCAACCACCUGAGAAUAAUUUCUAAUUUGAAAACUUUACAAUUACCUGACUUCUUAACAUCUUUUAUUUACUAUAAACCGGCAUUUUAUGAAUCAUUGUUGCAUACAUGUCAAUGUUGGGGCUGUUCAUUAGUGUUGGAUAAAUUAAGUGAUUUAUUUUUCCCGUUGAAUGAAGAUGAGGAAAUUCAAGAAAUGAACGAUGAAGCUACUUUCUAUAUUUUGAUUGGCUUCAUUUUAGGUAAACUCCAAGCUGACAGAGAAGUGUGUAUUCCUAUAAAACAGACAACGUUUAAUUAUAAAAAUUAUCCGAUUUAUAAAGGUCAACCACAUACAUUACAUAACCACUUCCAUCGCGGAGAAGCCAAUUGCAGAUGUAAUGUAAAGGAAGAUCUCAAUGGAGAAAGUAAGUUGAAUAUUGACAAUUUAGUGACAACAUAUAUUGUUCAUCAAUUAAAGCCGAUCUUGCAAUAUUUAUCUAUGAUAUUCUUUAAAUUGGAUAAUUUAAUGAUUCAUGGAAUCUAUUAUGAAUUCAACCAUAAGGCACGUAGGUUAAAACCAAUAUUUGAUGAUGAAGAAUAUCCUCCUGAGUUCUUGCAAGAGAAGUCAAAAGAGAUUCAAAGUGGGAUAACACCAGAUUUACCGUUCGGAUAUUUCAAGAAGGGAUGA
Molecule: messenger RNA, 2097 nt
Organism: Debaryomyces hansenii CBS767
Lineage: Eukaryota; Fungi; Ascomycota; Pichiomycetes; Serinales; Debaryomycetaceae
Product: F-box protein
Exons: 1
Coding region: 1-2097 (698 amino acids)
Molecular function (GO): protein binding
Source: RefSeq, a predicted model, not a curated record